AUGAAAUCUAUAGUUGAAAGAUACAACAAAACAAAGGGGGAAAACCAUCAGCCGGGGAACCCAAUCUCUGAAGUUAAGUUCUGGCAAAGAGAGGCAGCAAUGUUGAGGCAACAGCUGCAUAGCUUACAGGAAAAUCAUCGAAAAAUGAUGGGUGAGGAGCUUUCUGGCUUGAGCACAAAGGACUUGCAGGAUUUGGAGAGUCGGCUAGAAAUGAGCCUUCGAGGAGUUCGCAUGAAAAAGGACCAAGUUCUCAUAGAUGAAAUACAAGAACUAACCAGAAAGGGGAACCUCAUUCACCAAGAAAAUGUGGAACUCUAUAAGAAGGUAAACCUAAUUCGCCAAGAAAACAGAGAAUUGUAUAAAAAGGUUUAUGGAACAGGGAACAUAAAUGCAGAAAAUAGAGACUACCUUAGCACAAAUGAUCUUGGAAUUGAAGAGGAUUCAAAUAUACCUAUUCAUCUUCAACUUAGCCAGCCACAGCAACAGAACUGCGACACACCAUCAAGAAGUAUAAAGCUGCGAAGAUCACCUUAUUUAAAGCAAAGAGGGAUCUCCAAGUAACUUCCAUGUGCUUGAAACAAGCAAGAUUUUGGAUUCCAAAUUGCAACUUAAAACAGUAAAGACAACACCAACUUAAGCACAAAAGAGCAUCUGAGGGACAUGUAGCUUUCAUUGGCUUGCAGAAUAUCCUUUAUUAAGAAGAACUUUGGGCUCCAGAAUUCAACUUCAAACAGCCGACAGAUAGCGACAACUGGAACAGAAAAUAGCUUAUAAAGCUUUAUAAAUAGCACUCACUGUUCAAUUCCAGAACCUGAAGUAUGUCAUCUGAUAGAUAUUGUUAAAGAGAACUGCUGUACAAAUCUUUUCCAAAGAAGCAAGAUUCUGUAAAAGGGUCAAGUUGGGAUUCAGAAACUAUUUGUCGAAUAGUAGUGCACACGCAGGGCAAGCAACUCAAGACCCUCAUCUAAAGACUACAUAAAGGUACAAAAAAAUAAAUAAAAUGCUCCCAGUAGUUUGAUUAUUCCAAAUGCUAACGGUCGGUCGUUUCUCUUUCCUAGGGUAUAAAAAUUUCAUGUAAAUACAUUCCUUCACAGAUAAUUACUAACAAGACAUUAAAAGCGAUGCUCCAGUAA
Molecule: messenger RNA, 1133 nt
Organism: Mercurialis annua (annual mercury)
Lineage: Eukaryota; Viridiplantae; Streptophyta; Magnoliopsida; Malpighiales; Euphorbiaceae
Product: MADS-box transcription factor 27-like
Exons: 7
Coding region: 1-561 (186 amino acids)
Biological process (GO): regulation of DNA-templated transcription
Cellular component (GO): nucleus
Molecular function (GO): DNA-binding transcription factor activity
Source: RefSeq, a predicted model, not a curated record